Molecule: messenger RNA, 554 nt
Organism: Colius striatus (speckled mousebird)
Lineage: Eukaryota; Metazoa; Chordata; Aves; Coliiformes; Coliidae
Gene: URM1
Product: ubiquitin related modifier 1
Exons: 5
Coding region: 68-373 (101 amino acids)
Biological process (GO): tRNA thio-modification; protein urmylation
Cellular component (GO): nucleus; cytoplasm
Molecular function (GO): protein tag activity
Source: RefSeq, a predicted model, not a curated record
CCGGCGGCGGCACUUCCGGCGCGGCCCGCGCGCGCCUCCCCCUCCCCGCCCGCCAGCCGCCGCCAAGAUGGCGGCGCCCGUAUCGCUGCAGGUGGAGUUCGGAGGUGGUGCAGAACUCUUGUUCGAUGGUGUCAAAAAGCAUCAGGUGACUUUGCCCUGUCAACCAGAGCCUUGGGAUAUCAGAAACCUGCUAAAGUGGAUCAAACAGAAUCUGCUGAAAGAGCGACCAGAAUUGUUUAUGCAAGGAGAGUCAGUGAGGCCGGGAAUUCUGGUGCUCAUCAACGACGCAGACUGGGAACUAAUGGGUGAGUUGGAUUAUAAACUCCAGGACCAGGAUAAUGUGCUUUUCAUCUCAACAUUGCAUGGUGGGUGAACUCCUGGAAAAACAAGAGGAUGGAAAUCCAAAUCCCUGGGGAAAAAGCAAAACAAAGAACCUAAACCCACCCAAACCUCUCCUGAACUGCCUGUGCCAACUCUGCAUCUUCCCACCGUGGUCACUUGUUCCUAGACAUCCCAAUAAAGCCCCACCAGCACACUGCCUGCUGCCAACCCAA